AUGCCACUUUACUAUGCAGCUCUUUUAGGCUUAAGUACGACUACAAGACUGCUGCUUGACGCGGGCGCCGAGGUCAACGCGCAGGGUGGAUUCUUCGGCAACGCACUGCAGGCAGCUUCACAAGAAGGCCACGAGCAGAUAGUCAAGACGCUGCUCAAUGCGGGCGCCGAGGUCAACGCGCAGGGUGGACACUACGGCAACGCACUGCAGGCAGCUUCACAAGAAGGCCACGAGCAGAUAGUCAAGACGCUGCUCGAUGCGGGCGCCGACGUUAACGCGGAGGGUGGAUACUUCGGUAACGCACUGCAGGCAGCUUCACUUAGAGGCCGCGAGCAGGUAGUCAAGACGCUGCUCGAUGCGGGCGCCGAUAUCAACGCGCAGGGUGGAGAGUACGGCAACGCACUGCAGGCAGCUUCAUGGGGAGGCCACAAGCAGAUAGUCAAGAUGCUGCUCAACGCGGGCGCCAACGUUAACGCGGAGGGUGGAUACUUCGGCAACGCACUGCAGGCAGCUUCAUACGGAGGCCGCGAGCAGGUAGUCAAGACGCUGCUCGAUGCGGGCGCCGAGGUCAACGCGCAGGGUGGAAAGUACGGUAACGCACUGCAGGCAGCUUCACAAGAAGGCCACGAGCAGAUAGUCAAGACGCUGCUCGAUGCGGGCGCCGAGGUCAACGCGCAGGGUGGAAAGUACGGUAACGCACUGCAGGCAGCUUCAUGGGGAGGCCACGAGCAGAUAGUCAAGAUGCUGCUCAACGCGGGCGCCGAGGUUAACGCGCAGGGUGGACACUACGGCAACGCACUGCAGGCAGCUUCAGUCAGAGGCCACAAGCAGGUAGUCAAGACGCUGCUCGAUGCAAGUGCGCAUCAACACCUGGAGGAUGAUCUUGCGUUAGGGGCCGAAUAG
This is a messenger RNA of Alternaria arborescens, 903 nucleotides long. RefSeq lists its product as hypothetical. The transcript has a single exon. The coding region runs from base 1 to 903 and encodes 300 amino acids. The record is from RefSeq and is a predicted model, not a curated record. Gene Ontology annotation, molecular function: protein binding. Lineage: Eukaryota; Fungi; Ascomycota; Dothideomycetes; Pleosporales; Pleosporaceae.